This is a messenger RNA of Triticum dicoccoides, 3492 nucleotides long. RefSeq names its product putative disease resistance protein RGA3. The record is from RefSeq and is a predicted model, not a curated record. Gene Ontology annotation, molecular function: ADP binding. The coding region runs from base 55 to 2778 and encodes 907 amino acids. The transcript has 5 exons. Lineage: Eukaryota; Viridiplantae; Streptophyta; Magnoliopsida; Poales; Poaceae.
ACCUCCAAUUGGCAUACAACUUGAAAGAGAAAAGGUACGGUGAAGAGGAACAACAUGGCGCAUGUAGCCGGUUUGCUCGCCUCGGCUGUUGUCUCAGCGGUGGGCAAUAAACUGGGUUCUGCCGUUGGGGAUGAGAUCACGAUGCUGUGGAACUUCAAGGACGACCUCAAGGACUUGAAGGACACAUUGCAGUACAUGGAGGCGGCGCUCAAGGAUGCUGAGAGGCGGUCUGUCUCGGAGGAGUUGGUGCGGCUGUGGCUCAACCAGCUCAAGAACGCUGCCUACGACAUCUCUUACAUGCUCGAUGAGUUCCAAGCUAACAGUGAACCAGCCUCCAGAAAGAUGAUUGGGAAGUUGGACUGUUUUGCUAUUGCACCCAAUAUUACCAUGGCUUAUAAGAUGAAGAAGAUGAGAGGUCAGCUGAGGAAGAUCAAAGAGGACCACGAGAGUUUCAAAUUCACACAUGAUAACUCCAGCCUAAUUAGUGUGCGCCAGUUUCCUGAUCCACGGGAAACAACAUCAUAUGUGAUUGAAUCACUCAUCAUAGGGAGAGAAAAAGACAGGAUGAAUGUUCUUUCUUUGUUAUCCACAAGCAGCAACAAAGAAGAUAUCACAAUUCUUCCUAUCUGCGGGCUUGGAGGCAUAGGAAAGACAACAUUGGCACAAAUGGUCUUCAAUGAUGCUCAGUUCAAAGAGUAUGAUCAUCGGGUAUGGGUCUAUGUAUCCCAAGUGUUUGACAUGAAAAAAAUAGGGAACUCCAUAAUUUCUCAAGUAGAAAAGGGAAGCCAGAAUCUAGAUACAAGGCAGUUAAUAAAUCAACAUCUUAAACAUUUACUUCAAGAUAAGAAGACACUAAUUGUUUUAGAUGACCUAUGGGAGACAGAUUCCUCCCAACUGAAUCAACUCAAGCUUAUGUUGAAUGGAAGCUCCAAGAUGAGGGUCUUAGUCACAACAUGCAGCAUAGAAAUUGCAAGAAAAAUUUGUACUGUUGAACCAUACAUGUUAGAUCUCUUGGACAAUGACAUGUGCUGGAGAAUAAUCAAGCAAAAUAGUGGCUCUGAAUCUAGAGCUGAUAAAGCGGAAGUUGAACCAAUUGGACAGGCGAUUGCAAAGAAAUGUGGAGGUUUGCCAUUAGCAGCUCAAGCACUUGGAUUCUUGCUAUCUGGAAUGAAUCUUAGUGACUGGGAAGCAAUGUGCAAUAGUGAUAUUUGGGAUGAACCAUUUUCUGAUAGUACAGUGUUACCGUCCUUGAAGUUAAGUUACAAUACUCUUACACCAUAUCUGAGGUUAUGCUUUGCCUAUUGUGGUAUCUUCCAUAAAGGUCACAAUAUAAGUAAAGAUGACCUUAUCUAUCAAUGGAUCGCUCUUGGUUUCAUCGAGCCAUCUAAUACCUUUUCAGCCAUACAACUUGGCGAGAAGUAUGUUAGGCAAUUCCUGGGGAUGUCUUUCCUUCAGCAUUCAAAACUGCCCAAGUCAUUUGCAAAAACAAUCUUCACCAUGCACGAUCUGGUGCAUGAUCUUGCAAGAUCGGUCAUUGCUGAAGAGUUGGCUGUCUUUGAUGCUGAAAUAGCGAGCAAUGCUAGAAGAAAAGAAUACUGCCGCUAUGCAUCUCUUACAAAUUGCAAUAUUUCAGAUUACAUCAAGGCAAGGAAGAUGUCAACUAUUUUCCCACCUAAGUUAAGGGCGAUGCAUUUUUCGGAUUGUGAAUUCCAUGGUGGUGCAUUUUCAUUUCCAAAGUGCUUGCAUGUCUUGGAUCUAUUUGGAUGCUCCAUCAAAGAGUUUCCAAGCGCUCUAGGGCAACUGAAGCAAUUGGAGUUUCUUAUAGCUCCGGAGCUGCAAGAUCGACAGUUUCCCCAGAGUAUAACUCGGCUCUCAAAAUUACAUUACCUGAACCUCAAUGGAUCACGUGAAAUUUCAGAAAUACCAAGCUCGCUUGGCAAACUUGGGAGUCUAGCACAUCUUGACUUAUCUAAUUGUACCAGUAUCGAAGUCAUACCAGAGACUCUUGGAAGCCUCAGAAACCUUCAGACACUGGACCUCAAAGGGUGUGAAAAACUAAAGUGCCUUCCAGAGAACCUUGGAAGCCUCAAAAACCUUCAAACACUCAACCUCUCAGGCUGCGAUAGACUAAAGUCCCUUCCAGAGAGCCUUGGAAGCCUUGAAAACCUUCAAAAACUAGACCUCUCAGUGUGCUAUAGACUAGGGUCCUCUGGACGAGAUCCCCUUCCAGAGAGUCUUGGAAACCUCAAAAACCUUCAAACUCUGGACCUUUCAGCAUGUUAUUCCCUAAGGUCCCUACCAAAGAGCCUUGGAAGCCUAAAAAACCUUCAAAAACUGAACCUCACAAGGUGUGAAAGACUAGAGUCCAUUCCAGAGAGCCUUGGAAGCCUAAAAAACCUUCAAACGCUCAACAUCUUUCAUUGCCAGAAACUGGAGUCCCUUCCAGAGAGCCUUGGAAGCCUCAAAAACCUUCAAACACUAGACCUCUCACGUUGCUAUGAACUAAAAUCCCUUCCGGAGAGCCUUGGAGGCCUCAAAAACCUUCAAACACUCAACCUCUUUCGGUGCGCGGAACUAGAGUACCUUCCAGAGAGCGUUGGAAGCCUCGAAAACCUUCAAACACUCGACCUCUCAAACUGCUGGAAACUAGGGUCCCUUCCAGAGAACCUUGAAAGCCUCAAAAACCUUCAAACACUCAACCUCUCAUCCUGCUAUAAACUUAAGUCCCUUCCGGAGAGCCUUGAAAACCUGACUAUAAUCCUGAGAGAUCUUAGAUGAGGUUAAGGUUAUGGAUACGAGAGCAUCGUCAAGUAAUGGCCACAGCGUAUACAACAACUCACCAGUCCCCUGGUGUUACAUAAAUGCAGACAGCGGUGAACUGAGGGUGUUGUGUGAACCAGACUUGCCCGCAUCAAAAACAUUGGAACUACAGAAGCACAUGCACUCCGUGAUCAAUCAGCUGCAGUGGUGGAUUAUGCCUUCUCCAGGAAAGCAAAAAAGCUUCACGGAGCCGUCCAAAGAUGAGGGAACAGCAGAAGCACACACGCGCCGUGAUCGUCAGCUGAAACGACGGAGUGCGGCUUCUCUAGAAAAGCAAGGAAUCUUCACAGAGCCAUCCAAAGAUGAGGUCUAGCUCGCGCAUGGUGACCUGGGUUCUUUAUAGUACUCUUAUAUGUUCUGCUGUGAGCACUCAAAACUGAAGGAACGCUCACCAGUUUCCAUCAAGCUGUAAGAUCAACAACGAAAGAAUAAAAUUCUAGAAGAGACAGAUGCAGAUACUUGAACUCUUCCAGUAAUACUUGAGGGGAAAAUAUAUAAUGGCCAUUCCGGUCUUGUCUUGCCAGAAAAUAUAUGUUGAAGGUGCAAGAAAUCCAGAAGGGGUGGAUGCUAAAAUAGUAUGAGUGAUCUUCAAGCAAAGCACAAGUUCAGUGUACAGUCCGGUAGCUCUAUUUAUGAUUGGCGUUAAGAUUGAUGAUAAUUUAGCAUGCCUCU